AUGGUUGCAGUCGUUGCAGUGGGUUGCAGCAGCAUAUAUAGCUAAGUUUGUGUAACAACAAACUGUACAUAAUAUCGUUUGUAGGUUAAGUUUAGUUAAUUUCAAAGUAUUAUUCUACUGAGAGCAGCAGUUCUAGUUUCGAUUUGUGCAAAGUUUUGUGGCAGUCACAAUGACGGAAGACCGUUUACAUAUAGAUUGGGGCAAUGAUAAACUUUUCAGGACGCAAAGGCUGGUAGAGAAGAACUCUUACGAUUUAGAGUCAUGGAGUAUUUUACUACGCGAAUCUCAGACAAAACAUAUAUCAGAAGUAAGAUGUUUGUACGAACAUUUAGUUGGUGUCUUUCCAAGUGCCUGUCGUUACUGGAAAAUCUACAUUGAACAUGAGAUGAAAUCGCGAAAUUUUGAAAAAGUAGAAAAGCUAUUUCAAAGAUGCUUAAUGAAAAUUUUAAAUAUCGAGUUAUGGAAAUUAUAUUUGACUUAUGUAAAAGAAACGAAAGCCUCUUUGCCGACAUACAAGGAAAAAAUGGCGCAGGCAUACGAUUUCGCUUUGGAUAAAAUCGGAAUGGACAUUCAUUCCUAUGUGAUUUGGAAUGAUUAUGUUAAUUUUUUAAAGAGCGUUGACGCGGUGGGAUCGUACGCUGAAAAUCAGAAAAUCUCCGCGGUUCGCAAGGUAUAUCAGAGGGGUGUCAUCAAUCCGAUGGUGGGAAUGGAAUCAUUUUGGAAAGAUUACAUAACGUUCGAGCAAGCUAUAAAUCCGAUAAUUGCGGAAAAGAUGUCGAUUGAAAGAAGUAGAGAUUACAUGAAUGCAAGACGAGUGGCUAAGGAAUUGGAAGUACAGAUCCGAGGGAUUAAUAGAAAUGCUCCGAGUGUUCCGCCGAACGGUACCUCGGACGAGGUGAAGCAAGUGGAGCUGUGGCAAAAGUAUAUAGCGUGGGAACGAGGAAAUCCCUUACGCACCGAAGACACUGCCCUAUUGACAAGGAGGGUUGUGUUUGCUCUCGAGCAAUGUUUACUAUGUUUGGGUCACCAUGCCGACAUUUGGUAUCAAGCCGCCCAGUUUCUUGAAUACAGUUGCAAAGUGCUUCAAGAGAAGGGCGACGUGACUGCUGCGAAGUUGUUCAGCGAGGAGGCAGCAAACAUGUUCGAAAGGGCGACCAGCACUCUUCUGAAUAAGAAUAUUUUAUUGUACUUUGCGUAUGCUGACUACGAAGAAGGCCGAUUGAAGUACGACAAGGUCCAUCAAAUUUAUCAAAAAUAUUUGGACAUCAUGGACAUUGAUCCUACGCUUGCGUACGUCCAGUACAUGAAGUUUGCGAGACGAGCGGAAGGCAUAAAGUCGGCGAGGAACGUAUUUAAACGAGCUCGAGAGGAUCAGCGAUCAAAGUAUCACAUCUUCGUGUGUGCUGCACUAAUGGAGUAUUACUGCAGCAAAGACAAGAAUAUAGCUUUCAGAAUAUUCGAGCUAGGUCUGAAAAAGUUCGGUGAUAAUCCCGAUUACAUUUCCUGCUACAUAGACUAUCUGAGUCAUCUGAACGAAGAUAAUAACACGAGAGUGUUGUUCGAGCGCGUCUUGAGUUCCGGGAGUCUAGAGCCGGAGAAAUCGGUGGACAUUUGGAACAAGUUUCUGGAGUUCGAGAGUAACAUUGGAGACUUGCAGAGCAUUGUGAAAGUGGAGAAAAGGAGAUCGGAGGUCCUGUCAAAGAUCAAGGAGUUCGAGGGCAAGGAAACGGCACAGUUAGUCGAUAGAUACAAGUUCUUGGAUCUAUAUCCUUGCACUCCUCAGGAGCUGAAGAGUAUUGGUUACACGGAAGUGAUCAACGUUACGGGAGCAGCGAAAAAUCUGUUGCACGGUGUGCUCAUGAAUACCGACGAUGAUUCGGUAUUGCCCAAGCCGGAUUUGGCCCAGUUGAUUCCCUACAAGCCAAAGUUCAAUCCAUCACCAGGUGACCAUCCAGUUCCUGGAGGAGUAUUCCCGCAACCGCCGGCAGUUGCGCAACUGUGCACAAUUCUACCACCGCCAUCCUGUUUCCGGGGACCGUUUGUUAUCGUUGACCAACUGAUCGAGAUAUUCAAUAGGAUCCAGUUACCCGACUCUGCGCCCAUCCCAUCGGAGAACGGUGGCACCGAGAACGUCCGAUUGUUUGAUUUGGCCAAGUCCGUUCAUUGGAUAGUCGAGGAGAGCGGAGGUGGAGCCACCGGAACGAAGCGCAGGAAGCGGAUUGGUUUAGCCAUGGAUGGUUCGGAUGACGAAGACGCCCCACUGCCGCCUACAAACGACAUAUACAGACAAAGGCAACAGAAAAGAGUUAAAUAAUUAUAUUAAAAAAAAAG
Molecule: messenger RNA, 2331 nt
Organism: Nicrophorus vespilloides
Lineage: Eukaryota; Metazoa; Arthropoda; Insecta; Coleoptera; Silphidae
Gene: su(f)
Product: protein suppressor of forked
Exons: 5
Coding region: 170-2314 (714 amino acids)
Biological process (GO): mRNA 3'-end processing
Cellular component (GO): nucleus
Molecular function (GO): protein binding; mRNA binding
Source: RefSeq, a predicted model, not a curated record